Messenger RNA from Letharia columbiana, 993 nucleotides. RefSeq lists its product as uncharacterized. The coding region runs from base 1 to 993 and encodes 330 amino acids. The record is from RefSeq and is a predicted model, not a curated record. The transcript is spliced from 4 exons. NCBI's taxonomy places the organism in Eukaryota, Fungi, Ascomycota, Lecanoromycetes, Lecanorales, Parmeliaceae.
AUGGCACAGAAUUUGGUUCCUUUCCUUAUUGUCCACCGGGAUCCCCACGGAGCGCCAGACUUCGUCUAUCCACCGGAGACGAACAUGGCUUCUUGUGUCAUAGCAUCCAUAAACGUCUGUCGAGGUAUGUUGCGUACUGCGAGGAUUCGGGCUGUUCUGGUGUCUCUCGUCCGAGAAUUCCAUCGAUCCCAACCGAGACCUUGGUACGAUGAUCCUCGGCAGGGAUUCAGAUCCCUAGAAGAUGUUACUUUGACUUUCAUCAACAGCAUACUCAUGGUCUUCCCCACUGUCUACAUUGAUGACUCCAUCGGUUCCCCGAGUUGCCUCGGCGCUCACCCUAGACGCGAAUGGAGAAAUUUCUUUCACCCUCGCGAACAGAGCAUUAUCUUGAAUGGACCCAGAGUUCGCGAUAUGGGUACGGCAGCGAUCCUCGCAGCCCGAACUGGGAACCCAAGCGACCAUGCAAAUAAACGUUUCCGAACCUUCAUCUUCAUGUUCGCCAACACCUUUUUUCAUGAGAUGGCCCAUAUGCUUGUGACUUUUCUCACCCAGGAUCUAACAUUGACUCCACCUAACAUCGGACCACGCAUUAGCGGAUACUCGAACGGAGGCAUCGGCGAGGCCGGCCGAUAUCUGGAGACAACCGUUUUCGGUGGUACACUGGAAUACUAUCGUGAUCACUCCGAUGAUGGCGGCCAGCCCGGCAUCCCUCAUAUCCUCACAGAAGGCGGUGUCCAACGAAUCUCGCAGCAUUCAAUUGAUGACAUCGUUAGCUACUAUUUCCAUUUUCCUUAUCAUCUCGAGGGUCCUCUAGUCGAUCGUGACUCCAUGGAAAGGAUAGGCGACCACUACCCCCCAGUGAAUCUCACGGAUCCAAUGAGAUGGAUCGUUAUGGACGAAUACCGAAGACAUUGUCAGAAAGUGGACGUCGGCCCCCAAUCUGCUCUCGCUCGGCUUCCGUUCCAACCGGGCCUUCGUGCCCAAGCUGCAUGA